Drosophila biarmipes is the source of this 1669-nucleotide messenger RNA. Its product is annotated as ileal sodium/bile acid cotransporter. The coding region runs from base 114 to 1442 and encodes 442 amino acids. The transcript has 2 exons. The record is from RefSeq and is a predicted model, not a curated record. Gene Ontology annotation, cellular component: membrane. NCBI's taxonomy places the organism in Eukaryota, Metazoa, Arthropoda, Insecta, Diptera, Drosophilidae.
GAUUUCACAUUCAUUCCACUUCGGCUGGGAGCACUUGUUGCGUGCCAAAACAUUCCGGCUGCGAAUUACAUCACCUCCAAGCCCCGAGCAAACGCAAUCGCAAGGCGGAGAUCAUGUCGCCGCUGAGGUGCAGCUGGGUGCUCCUGCUGCUCCUGGGAUGCUCGCCCAGCCACGGCUGGAUGGCCCACUUUCGGCCCGCGGAGCUGAAGCUGCACAUGGAGCGCGAGGAUCGGGUGCAGCUCACCCUGGAGAACCUGGCACCGUCCACGCUGCAGCAGCCAGAGCGCUUCCAGUUCCGCGUGGAGAGUGCGGACACCGAUCUGGCCAGCAUUCCCGCCGAGAAUGCCACCAUUCCGCUGGCUGCCUUCAGCCCGGAGACACGCGACUGGACGGGCACCAUUGUGGUCAGCGCCCAUUUCCUGGGCCAGACCAAGUUCCAGGUGCGACUCUAUGACAGCCAGGCGAACACCAGUGAACUGCCCACCAACUGGAGCAACGACAGCACGCUGAAUGUGAAGAUCCUGCGUCCGACGCGAGUGCUGGAUCUCGUCUUUGUGCACACCGUCAUCCUGCUGAUGACGCUGCUGUACAUCAACUUCGGGGCCGCCCUGGACCUGGAGGUGCUGAGGGGUCUGAUCGUGCGGCCCAUUGGUCCGUGCAUCUGCUUCGUGACUCAGGUGGUGGGCAUGCCGCUGCUGAGCUACGCCCUGGGCGUCUUCAUCUUCCCCAAUGCACCGGUCAUGCAGCUGGGGCUCUUCUUCACCGGAAUCUCGCCCAGCGGCGGAGCGUCGAACACCUGGGCCGCCGUGCUGGACGGCAACAUUCACCUGUCGGUGCUGCUGACCACCGUCUGCAACGUGGCCGCCUUUGCCACCAUGCCCAUGUGGCUGUUCACGCUCGGCCAGCUGGUCUUCGACCGGGUGGGCGCGCAGGUGCCCUACCAAAAGAUCGCCGUCUACUGCAGCGGCCUGAUCCUUCCCCUGCUGGUCGGGCUGCUCGUCCAGAGGCGACUGCCGCGGAUCGCCAGGGUCUUGGUGCGCCUGCUCAAGCCCAUCUCCACCUGCCUCAUCCUGUUCAUCAUCGUCUUCGCCAUCAUCACCAACUACUACCUGUUCUACUUGUUCUCCUGGCAGAUUGUCUUAGCUGGCAUAGCGCUGCCAGGACUGGGCUACAUCUUCGCCUGGCUGGCGGCCAAGUUGCUCCAUCAGAACGCCGCCGACGCCCUGACUAUAGCCAUUGAGACCGGCAUCCAGAACACGGGCAUCGCCAUCUUCCUGCUCACGACCACGCUGGAAUCGCCGGAAUCGGACCUCACCACGGUGGUGCCGGUGGCGGUGGCCGUGAUGACGCCCUUCCCCCUGCUCGGAAUCUAUCUCUACAAACGAUUCUGUGCACCCAAAACGAACGAAGCCUCCGCUUCCGAAUCGGAGCGGAUUGUUUAAGCUUCCAGAUGCUGCACUUCACAUAUCUUGCAGGCUAUUGUAUUACUCUCGUAGUUAUAGUAUUUUUGUACAUAUUGGUUGUUUGAUAGCUUAUACAUCGUUUAGCAUGUAGACCAGGUUGCGACGCAGUGCGGCAACAACAAAAAAUUGGGGACCAUUCCGGAAUUUCGUAUACCUAAGUUUUGGAUUGAUCAUCUUACAAUAAAGUGAUAUUUUUACGAUAUCGA